This is a messenger RNA of Verruconis gallopava, 1713 nucleotides long. RefSeq lists its product as uncharacterized. Gene Ontology annotation, biological process: regulation of transcription by RNA polymerase II. Lineage: Eukaryota; Fungi; Ascomycota; Dothideomycetes; Venturiales; Sympoventuriaceae. Gene Ontology annotation, cellular component: nucleus. The record is from RefSeq and is a predicted model, not a curated record. Bases 621 to 1424 code for a protein of 267 amino acids. The transcript has a single exon.
CAACAACUCAAUGUCGAAGAGUGUCUCCAACUUGCCAUAGUAGAGCAAAUACAUGGAUGCCAACAUCCACAAGCGUGCCGGACGGAGAUACACAGGACUCCACCGACGCUGAAGGUUAAAGGCCUUUGAAUAUGCAAGUUCAGGCUGCGACCUGCCAAUGUGAGUAGAGAGGAGCACCCGCGAAUGAACACGACAUUCCUGCCACUUGCUCGCCAGCUCCCAAAGAGAUUCCUUAAAGCGGCGACCCGCAGGCAUCGUGAGAGAUAUAAUGGUCAAGCUCUCGCUACUCUCUCCCUCGAGCUCUCCCCGCACCAGGACACGCAUUCUUCAUCUUUGUUCAACACUCAGCUUCUGCCGCCGCUUUAACUCCACGGCUUGGUUCGCAUUUGCCUUGCCACGUCACGAUGGAUUUCGACCACUCAGACAUGAGCGCCUUGAGCGCCUUCAACCCUUUUUUCGAACUUCCGGGGCCUGCGGACCAAUUGCUCAACUUGCCCGUGCCUGAUGCGGAGGCUGUCUUCGCAGAUGCAGGGUGAGUGGCCAAAAAAAAAAGUUACUGACUGCAAAAAAGGGUAUCUGGCUGGCAUGGCUGCCACCUGUCUGAGCCUUCGCCUUCGAGUAUGUGUGGCCGGUGGACUGCUGGUUUGUCUUCCGAUCAGACUUCUGGUUUUGGCAACAACCAUGAUCCGAGCCCGUCACCAACAGCGGGUCUGCACAAAGGAAGCUGCGACUGUCGAUAUCCUUUCUGUGGACAGCGUUUUAGUCUACGAGAUGAUUUAGAAGCUCAUUUCUGCGCCGCGCAUCCCUGUCAAGAAUGUGGGCUCAGUUGCAGCUCGAUUUCCGACCUUGAUCAUCACGUUGGGGGUUCUGGACAUACCUGCUAUGUUUGCCCAUACGAUGGAUGUUCCAAGGUAUAUAGUGCACACACGAGCCUUUUGCGGCAUGUCAAGACACAGCACGAGGAUCUUCCAGGGUUCCCAUGCAUUUACUGCAAGAAAUAUCGAGGAAAGGACGCAUUCAAGCGAAAAGACCAUCUUGCACAGCAUUUACGCAACUACCAUCAUAUAGGAGAGAAGGAAUCCGGGGCCAGACUUUCGUGUCCUCAUGAUGGAUGCGACAAGUUCCGCGCCGAUGCUUUCAAAACUUUUGGUAAUACAUGGUCUCCCAGGUGGAACUUCCAUCACACCAUGACGCGAAAGGAGUUUAUGGCGCACAUGCGAAAGGUGCACUCAGAAUCUCCCUUCCAGUGUUCUGUGGCUGGCUGCAAUCGGCGCGGCGGCAAAGGUUACUUUCGAUUUCGUGAUCUCGACAAACAUCGGCGGAAGGAUCAUCCGGACCUCUUCACUGAGCCGGCAGACAAUGACGAAGCGCGUCUACAGUCCACACCGUUUUACUUCCAUUCUUUUCUACCGUUUCAACCUUAAUUCGGUCUGUCCUACACUUUGAAGACCAUAAUCGCGUCUUUUUCUCCUUAGCCCCAACUUCAACGUGCUCCAACAGCAAUGCUAAGCCCCAUCUUCAACGUGCUUCAACAGCAGUACUAAGAUGGUUUGUAUUUUCGGUCUUAUUUGCUCUCCGUCUUAACUAUUAAUUUCUUUGCCCAAACUAGAAAAAGAUGAAAAAGAAACCGCAUAAAUGCCAGUAACGAAUGUACGACACUUGUCUUAUUUAGCCAGAAUGAAUACAACUGUCUCUUUUUCGGUUCGUAAAUAA